CGGGGCCAGUUUCCUGCCGGACUCCCGUGGGUGUUGGGAGUCAAAAAGAAUUUUCUAAUCCGUCACCAUUGUGCCAAUUGUCUAUAAAAAUUAAUGUGCGAGUGAAGCUCUGCCUUCACAGUAGGGCUAUCAAAUUCCAAAUCACUGUUCAUGAAAGAGUCCAAACAAAGACAUGAAUGACUCUGAAGAUUUCAAGACCCAUUGUGUGUUUUCCAGGAGGGCCAGAGUAGAAGCAAAGACCAAAUAGAUGGUACAAGGAUGAGCCUGGGUCACAGGAAGGGAGUGAGGGUGACUGGGAGACAUGUACCACCGGUGGACUGGAGCAGCAGCAGCAGUGGAGGUCCAUCCAUCAUCCACUCUCCCAUCAGCACCCCUGUACCUCCAGAUACCCCCACUGUGAUCUCCAUCGGCCCCCUGCCUCACAGGGCGCAUGAGAGAGUUGAUGAUCCCAGGAUGGACAAACCAGCAACUGGGGAGGACUGGUCCACAGACACGUCGUCUCAAACCAGGGUGUCCUUCGGUGAGAUGGGCGUUCCCCGGCAGACCAUGGAGGAGCUGAAGACCAUCCUGAGGGAAAGUCCUCUGCUCAGCAUCCGGGGUAGAGAUGAUGGGAAGCCAGGGAGUCCUUAUACAUACCUCCACGGAAGCAGCAGCAGUGGCGGUGGUGUUGGUGGAAGGCCCAAUGGACGACAGGACGAUGGAAACCCCAACAGGGUGUUCAGCACCUUCAAACCCCAGUCUGACGCUUCCAGAAGGGGGCCCAUGUCCAGAGAUAGCACAUCUAUUCAGCAGCCUUCCGGCAUGGAUUCAUCCAGCUCACUCAGGUCUGAUGCAAACACAAAUAGGCAGCCUGGAGUCAGGGAUCACACAUAUGCAAGCAGCGGCUCCUGGGGCGAGACUGGAGGUUCUAAUACAGAUAACGAAACCGAGUCAGUCGAGAUCUUUGGGAAUCAGAGGUUCAUUUCAGCCAUGGAGCAGAUCAAGCAGCAGAUCGCCAGAGAAAACAUCAACUUUGUCCGCUUUGAGGCCACCGACCUCCACGGGGUGUCCAGGUCCAAGACAGUGCCUGUCCGCUUCUUCCAUGAGAAAGCAGUAUAUGGGGUACCGAUGCCGAGAAGCUACUUGGAGCUGACCCUGAGCCCUAAGAGCAACGAAGUGGACAAUGCCAGCGCCGCCAACUUCAGCAGUGAUGUCCUCCUGAUCCCUGAUCUUUCAACCUUCAGGGUCUUACCCUGGGCUGAGCAGACAGCCCGAGUCAUCUGCGACCCCUGCACUGUGACAGGAAGCCCUCUUCGCACCUCACCUCGCCUCAUUGCCAAGCAGCUCCUCGGCCAGCUCCAAAGCAUGGGAUUCUCCCUGCACUCAUCCUUCACCUACGAAUGCUGUGUCCUCGGAGCGCCAGACCGGAUCGGACCAAAGACACUCAUGUUCCCGGCCACCACCCUGCUCAGCAAUCAUGACCUGCCAUUCUUCCAGCAGCUGGUGGACAGCAUGUACUGCAUGGGUGCAGACAUAGACAGCAUCGCCUCUGCAAGCGGCCCCGGCCAGAUGGAGAUCAACCUGAGGCCAGAGUUUGGGAUUGCUGCUGCUGAUACCGCCUUCACUUUCCGCACAGGCAUCAAAGAAAUGGCCCGUAAACACAGCUACAUCGCCAGCUUCUUCACUGAUGAUGGCCUGUACAAUGCUGGGGUGCUCUCUCACAGCUUGUGGGAUGCUAACGGGCGACGUAGCCUCUUCCUUAGCGGGGAGAGGGCAGGCGAGCUAUCUGAGAUUGGCAGAAAAUGGCUGGCCGGGCUCCUCACCCACUCUGCUGCCCUGAGCUGCCUGAUGUCACCCGGCCUGGGCUGCCGGAGCCACAUCGCCAAGACAAUCAAAGACCCCAAAAGGAUGUUAUAUGCAACAUGCGGUUCCAACGAUAACAGCAGCUCCUUCAACAUCAAGUGUCACGGCGGGAGGGAGACGCACAUUGACAACAAGCUGGGCUCAGCCAUGGCCAACCCUUACAUUGUCCUGGCUGCUACUGUGGCCGCAGGACUGGACGGCAUCAGGCGAAACCUGAAUGUUGAGAGUGGUCUGAACAAAGCCCCCACUCAGCAGAAGGAGUUCGCCAUUCCCGUGAAGCUCGACGAAGCUCUGGAUGCGUUGGGGGAGGAUCACGUCAUCCGCAGCACCCUCGGAGAGCCGUUCGUUCAGUAUUUCAUCGCCAUGAAAAAGUUUGAGAUCGAGACCCAAGAACUGGAUGAUGAGAGGAACAAGUGCCUGGAGUAUUUCAUCUAGAAAUCCUCCUUGUUUUAUAAUAUGAGAAACACACUUCCUCCUGCCACACAAAUAAAAGCAUGAAAAACAGCUUGAAUAGCUUUUUAUUUUAUAUAUUAUGUUGAUA
Messenger RNA from Epinephelus lanceolatus (giant grouper), 2383 nucleotides. It is a transcript of the gene lgsn, whose product is annotated as lengsin, lens protein with glutamine synthetase domain. Gene Ontology annotation, molecular function: glutamine synthetase activity. Gene Ontology annotation, biological process: lens morphogenesis in camera-type eye. The record is from RefSeq and is a predicted model, not a curated record. Gene Ontology annotation, cellular component: membrane; cytoplasm. Lineage: Eukaryota; Metazoa; Chordata; Actinopteri; Perciformes; Serranidae.